Molecule: messenger RNA, 1521 nt
Organism: Rhagoletis pomonella (apple maggot)
Lineage: Eukaryota; Metazoa; Arthropoda; Insecta; Diptera; Tephritidae
Product: putative nuclease HARBI1
Exons: 5
Coding region: 177-1319 (380 amino acids)
Source: RefSeq, a predicted model, not a curated record
CACCGCUAGCGCAACGAUAACAAUAUCAAACGAAGCGGCAGGAUUUUUUAAAAGAGUUGCGCCAUUUAGCCUUUUCAAAUUUAAUAAAAUUUUACCAAGUGACUUUUUGGAAUUCAGUAAAAUAAUUCUCGUUUAUACAUAUUUUAUGUCAAGCAAAUUCAUUGAUUCGCAGACUGAUGAGGAAAGUAAUUUUGGUAAGCAUGUUGGGGAUUAUUGCGUUAUAUGCGCUAUUUUUAUUGGAUGAAGAAAAUGAAAAAAGGGAAAGCAGAACCCGCAGGGCGAGAAAUGCCCGCAGGCAAAGACUAGCAUGUUUGCGCAUCCGAGAAGACCCGUUUCAAAUGGAAGAAAGUACUUUCCGGCGGUACUUUCGGCUUCCAAAGACAUUAUGUUGGGACAUUGUCCAGGAGUUGAAGCCGUAUGAUAAACGCACAAGUAAAUAUGGAAUUCCAUUCGAACUUCUGUUCCUUUCAGCAUUACAUUACCUUGUUAAUGCGUCAUAUAGAAGAUGGGUAGGAAAUAGUCCUUUUUCAGCCACAAAUCGCCUUGGCGUUCUACGUGAUAUAAACUACAUAUGCAGACUUGUAGUUAAACACAAACAUGAGGAGAUAAGCUUUCCCAAAAGUACCGAUGAAUACGACAGCAUUAAGAAAGGGUUCCAUACAAAAUUCGGAAUCGAAGGCGUUAUUGGUGCCAUUGCCUGCACUCAUGUUGCCAUAAAAACACCAGCAUCGUCAGUUGCACAUCAAUACAAGGAUGAUAGGGGAAACUAUAGCAUUGUGGUUGAAGCGAUAUGCGACGAUGAACUCAUCAUACGCCACAUAAAUACCCGAUUUCCCGGCUCUUGCCUCGGUUGCGAGGUAUGGACAGCUUCACCACCCAGAAUAAAACUCAUUAAUGAACAUACUUCUGGUGAAACUAAAUGGCUUUUGGGUGAUUCUGAGUACCCAUUAGAGCCAUGGCUUCUAACGCCUAUACUAGACGCUAAAACAGAGAACGAAGAGCUUUACAAUACGUUGCACUUAGAGGCUAUAUACACUAUUAGCAAAACUUUUGCCACACUGAGAUCACACUUUCGCUGUUUAUCUACAGGACGUGUUCUUUGGUACGACCAUAAGGAUGCUGCGCAGUUGGUAUACGCGUGCGCAAUAUUUCAUAAUGUAUUGCAAAAAUGUGGCAUUUAUAAAAAUGAUUACGUUGACGUGACGACUAAUGAUGCUACUAUUGAGGAAAUAUGCUCAAACGACUCAAUAGAAUGGGACUAUUACGACGAAGGUAAAAAGACACGCGAAAGUUACCUAAACAAGUUAACUCUGAAAUAAAAUGGAGGAAGAAUUUACAACUUUUACUUACAUAUAUAAUCUACUUUUUGUUUUCAUGUAGCUUCUUAUUUUAUUAUUUGCCAUGAAUAUGCAUAUUUGUUUUUUUAUUGAUUUCUUUUUCAUAAUAGGGAUUUUUAAAUAUAUUAAAUGGAAUCCAAUGUAGUACCUUACUUUAUUAUUUGCCAUGAAUGUUAAUAUUUAU